AUGUGGGUUCAUGUGGAUUUAGCAGAAGGUGAAAAUGGCCAUGGUGGCCUUGUGAACUACAUUAGUUGGGAAGACUUGCAGGUGGAUGAGCAAAGGUUGUCUAUGAAAUGCCAUAACGAUCUUCGAGUCAUUAUUGUUAACAAACACGGUAGGGGACAUUCCAAAACUGUUCAAGGGGCCGUGGAUAUGAUUCCUGAAAAUAACAAACAUAGGGUGAAAAUUUACAUUUAUCCAGGAAUAUACAGAGAGAAGGUGCGUGUGCCUGUGACCAAGCCUUAUGUAUCGUUCAUAGGGAAAAGAAAUCAAACAGCAAGUCCUGUUAUUACUUGGAACAGUAAGUCGUCUGACAAAGGCACAAAUGGCCAAGCAUUGGGCACCUAUGAUACAGCAACAGUUGGAGUGGACUCAGAUUAUUUCUGUGCAACUGGGGUCACUUUUGAGAACUCAGUGAUUGCAACGGCUGGUGUAAAAGGGAUGCAAGGAGUGGCACUGAGGGUGAACAGUGCAAGAGCCAUGUUCUAUCGAGUGAGGAUUAAGGGAACACAGGACAGUCUAUUGGACAACACAGGAAAUCAUUACUUUUUAGAGUGUCGCAUUCUAGGAAAAGUUGAUUUUAUUUGUGGCAGUGCAAAAUCACUCUAUGAGAAGUGCCGUCUGCAGUCAAUAGCGGACAACUUUGGAGCAAUAGCAGCACAUCAUAGGAAUUCACCAAAUGAAGACACAGGUUUUUCUUUUGUAGGGUGCAGUAUUAGAGGAAGUGGCAGAGUAUACCUUGGCAGAGCAUGGGGGAACUACUCAAGAAUUAUAUACUCCAACUGCAACAUGGAUGGCAUUAUUAUUCCUGAAGGGUGGUCAGAUUGGAAUCACUCAGACAGAAAGAAGACUGCAGUGUUUGCUGAGUAUCAAUGCAAAGGAAGAGGAGCAGAUAGAAGGAGCAGGGCACCUUGGUCAAAAUCAUUGAGCUAUAAUGACGCAAAGCCUUUCCUUGACAAGAGUUUCAUAGAUGGAGAUCGGUGGCUCAGACUAUAG
Molecule: messenger RNA, 1029 nt
Organism: Sphenostylis stenocarpa
Lineage: Eukaryota; Viridiplantae; Streptophyta; Magnoliopsida; Fabales; Fabaceae
Source: the annotation of a GenBank genome assembly